GUGCACCUCGAGCGAGCGUCUACAGGCUCUGCUGUCGGCUGCAGCUGCAGCACGCCUCGGCAUCCGCGCCCCGACACUCGCCGCCCAUCCAACGCCUCGUCCCUCGCGCGCCGUCCUCUACAACUCGGGCGCCGUCUACCUCGACUCGUGCGCCGUCUACAUCGACUCAGGCGCCUCGACUCGGACCUCGCGCGAUGGCGACCUCGCGCCUCGACCACGGCGACGAGACGCACUACGACACGCUCGAGCGCACCAUCGCGUCGCAGCAGUACGCGCUCGCGAUCCUUCUACCGUGCGCACUGGGCUGGGCAGGGCAGAUUUUGUUGGCUGGCGUCGUCGUUGCUCUCUUCGUGUCGUACCUGCACACCGAGAUGUACGAGCGCGACACGGGCGUGCGCAAGAUGCUCUUGUGGACAGUUGUUUCGGUCGCCGUCGUACAAGCAGGCAUGAAUAUCGCCUCCAUCUCGUAUUGGAUGGUUCGUCAAGAGCGCGAUGCCUUGAGCCUCAUCCACCCCACGGCGCUCGACGCCAUCCAGACGUUGUCGAUCCUCAUCAACGCGCCGCUCGUGCAAGGAUUCCUGACGAUGCGGGCUGCCCGGCUCGUCACCCUGCGCUGGGCAAGGCGCCUCAUCGUCGUCGCGUUUGGCAUCCUCAUCGUCCUCGAGAUCGGCGCCAUCCUCUUCUCGACGGUGCUCGGCAUCUUGUUCCACAAGAACGAGUUGUCGAGCGGGCUCCUCCAGGCGGCGACGUACGGCCUCAUCUCGGGCGUCUGGCUCGUCGUGGCCGCCGUCAUCGACGUCGCGAUCAGCGUCCUCCUCGUCCUCGUUCUUCGACGACGGAUAGCCGGCUUUAACGCGUCGACCGACGGUCGGCUUCGCGCCCUGUGUCGCCUGGCGCUGCAGAGCGCCAGUUAUACUGCCCUCGUCGCGUUCAUGGGCUUCAUCCUCACCUUUGCGACGCCGUUCAACAACCUUCUCUACGCCUGUGCCCCCUACGCCGCAUGGUGGCUCCUCUCGUCGUGCUACGCCCUCGCCCUCCUCACGACCCUCUCAUCGCGCGCCCUCAUCCUGCGCAAGAACUCGGCCCAGCCCGUACCGCCACACAUGUCGGAGCAGCGCAGCCCGAGGGCGCAGGCGCUGAGCGGCGUCGCGAGCGGCAGCGGGAGCGGCGGCCUCUCGGGCGCCGGGAGGGACCGUGCGGCGCGCGCAGCCGGCGAGGAGGCGGCGUCGGGCAGCGCCAGCGGCUCGGGCUCGAGGGCGGGCACGUCGCGCACGGUCGGCGAGCGUAUCCUCGGGCUCGGUCGAGACCGAGGAGGAGGCGGCGGGACGCCGCAGAGCAGCAGCGGCGACACGAUGUCGGCCUCGAAGCGAGCGAGCCCGCUCCCGCUGCAUGUCGCGACGCUCGGCGGCGUCGGGGUGCCGCGAGGAGGAGGCGAUGGAGGAGCAGACGGCACGAGCAGCGGGAUCCAGGUGGACCAGGAGGUGUCCGUCCACGUGGACGAGCACGACGUCGACGACCUUGUCGGACUCGGAUUCGUCGAGAGCGAGUUGCGCGGCGGGGCGAGGACGCCUCGACGGCGCGGCAUCGAGAUGAGCGCAUGCUAGAGCGGCGCCCGUGUAGCAGUAUAGGCGUGUAU
Messenger RNA from Rhodotorula graminis WP1, 1636 nucleotides. RefSeq lists its product as uncharacterized. The transcript is spliced from 3 exons. NCBI's taxonomy places the organism in Eukaryota, Fungi, Basidiomycota, Microbotryomycetes, Sporidiobolales, Sporidiobolaceae. The record is from RefSeq and is a predicted model, not a curated record. Bases 195 to 1604 code for a protein of 469 amino acids.